AAUAAUGAAUAUUGGUAGCCAUCUAGAUGUCAUCGUGAUACAGUCUACUCUAAGGGGAAGAGCAUGAAUGACAACAACACCGGGACCAUGUCCUCCUUAGCUGUCACAACCGUGUGACACGUCCGUGUCCGUACAACCUCUCAACAACAUUGUUCCAUAAUGCUACAGUAUUAGCUAAACCUGUUCACUUUACCAGUAGUAUACAAACAUUAAGUGGCACGGAAAUGAAGGAAAAUGUUUUGAGUCUGGUAAAAUCACCUGUGAUGUUGUGUAGGCUAUAGCUAUGUUUUAUUAGUUAGCUAGGGUUUGAGAUAGGUGUAUCUAGCUGUCUUAUGUGUAUUUCUUCAAUAGCUCAAUUGAUUUCAUAAACUAAAUUGGAUAUAUGGCUGUACAGGUUGGAAUCAACCCAAGAUGAUGAAUCCUGAAGAUGUGUCAACCCCUACCGUGCCCCAUUCUUCCAAGAGCUCACUGAGUUUGAAUGAAGACCUCUAGUGAGGGGUGAGAAGAGCUGACAAAUCAGAACUGAGGAUGAUUGUUACGGAGCCCCAUGAGGAACACCUGAUGCAGGGCUGACUUCUCUCUCCUAUCUGCUCUCCAGUCCAAACUGUUCCGUUGUGUGUUUCAGCGCCUCUAAACCCCCUUACCCUGAAUAGUUGCUCUGAUGACCAUGGAUCUAGGAUUGUACCCAAUCUCCAUCUUGGAUGGAAGCACCAUCGGCCCUCACGGAUAGAUAGAAGCCGGCUAUAAAGGGAUUAUUUUGGCUGCCGAACACAGGAGGCACGCUGUGCCACGAGGGACCACCUGGAGGCAGACCCCUCGUCCCUGAACAGAGGAAAAGGAAUUUGGCACAAAGGGCUUUGGCACAAGGUCCUGCGUGUUGGAACACUUCUUGAAGGAAUUUACCCUGUUGGACAGGGGAUUUUGGACUGUUUUGCCAUGUGUCAAAUCAGCUUGCCAUCCGCUCCAAAUGACCUCUACUCGUGGUAUACAUCACACCAAAAAUAAAGCGUGGAAGGACAGUCUCCCUUGACAGGAGGGAACGAAAAUAUGCCCGACAACGCCAUUCCACCCCUGAUGCUUUUGCCUAAAGUGAAAGUGCGUUGGAGUGGAGUACUCCCAGUUUUCAUCCUACCCUCUUUGCCUCUUUUUUCUCUACUCCUUUAUACUCUCAUAUCUUCCUCGGUGGCUGUUGUUAGUUUGCCGGGAUUAGACUAUGACUAUGGAGCCCAGCCAAAGUUUGUUUGUACCCCGAUUCCAGCGGAUGCAGACCCAAGCUGCUUCACACCAGGCGGGGCAGCACACGGACCUGCUCACGACAGACCCAGCACUAAUGGGCAUCAUGGACCUGCUGCAGGGGCGGCCAAUGGUAACGGCAGGAGGUCGAUGGGGAUGGGGAUAGGAAUAUCAGACGAGGCCAAAUCCACCAUCCUGCACCUUCGCGAGAGCCUGGUGCGGCAAAAGGAGACCAUCUUAGACCAGCGGGAGACGAUCAGGGAACUGACUGCCAAGCUGACACUCUGUGAGGGCUUUGGCCGGGGGGUGGGUCAUCACGAUGACCAUCACGACAACCACCAUGGAACCCCGCGUCUCAACACCCAUCACCCGAGCUCGCACCACGCCUACCAUGAUGCUGACCACCACGGGGAUCCACACUACCCACUGAACAAUGGACAUCGAUCGGACCCACACCACCGAGGGAAGGACAACGCUGGGAGCAAGCAUGGGGCCUUCUCCCCUGAGAAAACUAGGAAAACGCUACAGACACUCAAGGAGAGGCUGGAGAACUUGCAGGCCAGGAAUUCCUCCAGCUCCUAUUCAAGCUCACUGAGAGACCUCCUGCAACGCAAAAUCAAUGCACUUGAGAAGCAGCUCAACAAUCACUACGGUGGGCAUCAUGGUCACCAUGACGACCACCACGAUGACCACCAUGACGACCACCACGAUGACCACCAUGACGACCACCACGAUGACCAUCAUGACGACCACCACGAAGACCAACACCAUGAUGACCAUCACAACGACCGUCAUGGCGAACACCAUGAUGACCAUCAUGACCUUCACCACGAUGACCACCAUGAUGAUCUUCACGAUGACCACCAUGAUGACCACCAUGGAAACGGUCACAGUGACGAUGGUCACCAUGGCAACGACGACCAUGGCCAUCAUCCUCGUCCAUCCUAUAACAGCAAGCCGCCGGCUCCAAGACCUCUUGGCCGUGGACACAACAAGCUUGAAACUGUGCUGAGCCACCUUAACCACAGGAACACUGACCCUGGUACCCGGAAAAAGCCAAAUAGUCCGGAUGCUUUCCAGAUUGGCUUCCCUAUGCGCACUAACUACAUAUAUGGAAAAAUAAAGAGGACCCUGCUCAACGAAAUCUUCGCCCUCACUGUCUGCCUCUGGAUAAAAGGGGGAUCAGGGCCUGGCCUCGGCACUCCCUUCUCCUACUCUGUACCGGGACAGGCCAACGAACUGGUUCUGAUCGAAUGGGGCAACAACCCCAUGGAACUACUGGUCAACGACAAGGCAGUGACAUUGCCCAUGGCAAUGACGGAUGGGAAGUGGCAACAUCUGUGCGUGACAUGGUCGACACACGAUGGGCAUUGGGAGGCCUUCCAGGACGGUGUAAAAAGGGGAUCUGGAGAGAAUCUAUCUGCAUGGCAUCCCAUCAAGCCUGGUGGAGUCUUUAUUCUGGGCCAGGAACAGGACGCCCUAGGUGGCCGAUUUGACGCCACCCAGUCCUUCGUGGGUGAAAUGUCAGACCUCCAGUUGUGGUCCCGCGUUCUCACGCCCAAUGAAAUCUACAGCCAGGCUUCCUGUGGAGGUCACAUGGCCGGUGACCUCAUCACCUGGACAGAGGCAGUGGUUGAGCUUCACGGUGGGGUCACCAAAUACCCCUUCGACCCCUGCCACUAAGCACUACCCCACUCUGCCUCAUUAAAAAUGUCUGAUCACCAAGCCCAUGAUGUCAGUCAACCAGCUGUACGGUGUGGCAGCAAGGGCUCUGUGCGCUACACUGCAGAGACAUUCUGCUAUUUUUGCCAUCCAUUUCCUCUCUGUUCUGCCUUCCCCCUCGCUGGGCCGAGGAACUGAGAGGACUUUAAAAGAGCAACGGCUGGAUAUAACCGAAUGGUCAUGACUACAGCUGCUCCCGAGAUCCAGUACAGGUAAUAGGAUUCCCUGUCUCUAGAUGGGUCCAUCCAUGUAUGCCCCGGCCUUAGCAAAGCCCUUCAUCAGUCAGGUGUUCAAAGAAUCAAAACCUUUUUUUCUGGGACGUAUUACGCCUGGAUAUGGUUCUCAAAGUCACAAUAGUCCAGGUGUUAUUUGUUCGUCUUUCUGUUUUUGACUGGUGAUCAGGAUGAUACCAGUGAUAAAAAGGAAAGCACUGAGGUAGAAUGCUCAUCAACCAACUUUGGACAGUAUGGAAUGAACAACCUAAAGGCACUGAAAACAGAGCCCUGCAGAUGGCAAGUGUAUGAGUUGGAAGACAUUGAUAAAGAUUUGAUGGUUGAAUGUGAGGGAUUACGUAGUAUUUUUUUGAACAUGAAGAUGGGAGGAGCUCCUCUAGGGAUGUUGUUUUGAGACUUUUAGCCUGUCCCGACUCUACCAGAGAUUUUAGAGGCCUGUUUUCUACUACUGUGUUGUACACACAUGCAACUGAUCAACAUUCCACUGGAUUUUUCACAGGAACUUAGCUCUACAAAUAGCUGAUGGUGCUCUGCUUUUGGUUAAAGGAGUUUGCUUUGUCUGUUUGCGGAAACAUAUUUUUGUAAGUACAUGUGUUUUAAUAAAAUGUUAAAAAGGUGGACAUUUUGUAAGCUGGAAUGUCUGUUUUAACACAGCAAAACUUGUGGGUUUGGUUUCGACAUAUUUCUAUGAGUGUGUCUGAAAUGGCUGCCAGGUUUAAUGCAACAGCAGAGUUGACAUUGUCAAGUCUGACUUGUGGACAGGUGCCCACAUAAAUACAGGUUAACUGGCUGUCAAGAGUUCUGAGGUAAUGCUGACAUCUCCAUGGUAACCUGGUGCUUACAGUGGGAUUUACCUGACAAGUAGAGCUCUGACCCAGAUCCAGACUAUUUCCGUGCUGUCAGUAGCAUACACAUGCUCUCAAAUAGGCUAAAUUCACACAUGCACACAAAACAGCUUGGAAACAAAAAUUUAAUGCUGUAAUGCUCUAAAAAAUCUGUUGCUUUUUAUUAGUUGGGUCUUGUGUUUUUAAUGCAUGUAAAAUACUUAUACGAAUCUGAAAAAUAUAGCCAAUGUAUUGAAUAUCAACUGUGAAAUUGCAUAAACAAAUACACACAUUACAUUUUUGGUAAGUAUAACUUAUUGUACACAACACAUCCUUUCCUUAUCUAUCCUUUCAGUGUAUACGUCCAUCCCUUAUCUGUCUGUACAGCAUACAAAUGAGGAAUUAAUUUUAUUAGUUCACUUACCCCCAUUUCAGUGUAUUAAGUUCGGACUGUCUAUCGUCUCAUUGUUUCACAUGAACACUGAUCGUAAAAGCACAGAACAAUGAGACAGAUAUUUCACGGGAUGGAUAAAUGUGAAGCAUCCGGUUGCUGUUUCCACUCACUACCAGAUAUGGUGAUGAGAGGAAGCCCAGUGGCUGGCAUUGGGAGAAGAUGGAGCCAGAUGGAUUUUGGCUGACAUUUUGCAAAUUCUUUCCUUGAUGAAACAUUUGAACUCGAUACAGUUUUCUGUAAUCUGUAACAAACAGAGUGGACAACGUCUUGUAAACUUUACCCUUUGCCAAAGUUUCAAAUAACUGCAUUGUUUAGAAGGAGUGCAAGGGCGAAUUGAGUUAUUGCACACUUCACAAAGUAGUCGUUCCCUAAUGUAAAUAUGCAAAUAAAUACUAGAAUUCGCCAAUAGGAUCUCGCUAGCUAGUGCUUGGUUCCGUCCAUAUUCUUGCUUGGUUCUGCCCACUAUGAUUCAUUUGCUCCCAUUGAAAAUAAAAGGCUCUGGUCUAUCUUGGGCUAGUUAUAAAAAUCUUUGGUAAAAGGGUCUGUUGUUGCCAUGGUGAUAGUACAGACCUUGGCUGGACAUAGCCCCCUGUUGCUAAUAAUCAUUACAACCAUUACAGUAUGUUAGUAAAUAUUUGUUAAUGCACCUUUGUGAGAGGACAUAGUGGUAUGGAUUGUUUUAUAAGAGUUUAUAAUGCCAAGAUGAGCAUUAAAAAAAAACAUGCUCCAGUUUAUUUUCCUGAUAGUGGGCUAUAUGUAUGUAAUGUUUCCCAACAUUUUGUGUGUAUGUUUCUAAUUCAUUACAUUUAAAAAAGAUGAUUGAUUAAUAAAUGCUAAUACAAUUGGAUAAAAUGCAGUUUAAACAUAGCAUUGAAUGCAGUUUCACCAUCAGAAUCUACGUUGCUUCCAUAAAGUUUGUAUAAUCUCGCCUUUGGUAUACAUUUUAUCUGUAUAUAAAGAAAUUCUCAAUAGCUUAGUUUUUCUUGUCUGUAAAUAUUGAACAACCUUUUAUUUAUUCAUGUCUGUGUAUUUGUUCAAAAAGUCCCUUUCCUGUGUAUGUAAGCCAAAACUAUAAGAUGAAUCGUAAAACGUAAACAAGAAAUAAAUGGACUAACUCUGGUAAAUAUUA
This is a messenger RNA of Oncorhynchus nerka (sockeye salmon), 5595 nucleotides long. Its product is annotated as neuronal pentraxin-1-like. The record is from RefSeq and is a predicted model, not a curated record. The transcript has 8 exons. NCBI's taxonomy places the organism in Eukaryota, Metazoa, Chordata, Actinopteri, Salmoniformes, Salmonidae. Bases 1048 to 2916 code for a protein of 622 amino acids.